Lodderomyces elongisporus is the source of this 882-nucleotide messenger RNA. RefSeq names its product tRNA (guanine(9)-N(1))-methyltransferase (gene TRM10). Gene Ontology annotation, biological process: tRNA N1-guanine methylation. Gene Ontology annotation, cellular component: nucleus. NCBI's taxonomy places the organism in Eukaryota, Fungi, Ascomycota, Pichiomycetes, Serinales, Debaryomycetaceae. The record is from RefSeq and is a predicted model, not a curated record. Gene Ontology annotation, molecular function: methyltransferase activity; tRNA binding. The transcript has a single exon. Bases 1 to 882 code for a protein of 293 amino acids.
AUGGAACCACAACCUCCUCAACAUCCUAAGAAAGUAAAAAAUAUUCCUUCACCGGAGGAAAUUGAGCGAAGGAGACAAGAACGUCAAAAUGAAGUCAUCCCUGAAGGAAUGAGCCGACGGGAAUGGAAAAAACAGCGUAAAGAACAGGAACAUGAAGCAACUAAAGAAGAAUACAAGGCUGCUGAGCGGGAAAAAAGACGUCAACAACGUGCUCGAAGGGCAGAAAGAAUGCGGAAUGAUCCAGAGUACCGCAAGCUCAUCCUUGAUCGAAUAAAUCAGGAACAAAAAGAUUCCGAGGUGAAGAUUGUCAUUGAUUGUGAAUUUGAUGACUUGAUGUUGAAAAAGGAGAUUAUUUCACUUUCAAACCAAAUCAAGCUGAGCUAUGCGAUAAUGAAACAGAGCGAAUACAAUUUACCAAUCCAGAUUGCUUCAUUUGACAAACAGUUGAAAGAACGGUUUGAUACUUCACUUGCUGAUUACAAGAAAUGGCAAGGUAUCAAUUUCACCGAAAAAAAAUUGAGUGAAUUGGUUACACUGGAAAACAAAGACAAAUUUGUAUAUUUGACUGCAGACACUGAAGAAGAGGUUGAGGAACUCAAGCCUGACCAUACAUACAUCAUAGGAGGGAUUGUUGAUAGAAAUCGAUAUAAGAAUUUGUGUGCAGACAAAGCCAAGAAAAUGGGGAUAAGAGUCGCAAGAUUGCCUAUUGGGAAAUACAUCAAGAUCAAUAGUCGUGCUGUAUUGGUCACAUCGCAUGUUUAUGAGAUUUGUUGUCGAUGGUUUGAAUCGAGAAAUUGGGGAAUUGCAUUUAACAAGGUAUUGCCUCCUAGAAAGAUUGCAAACAAGUACCCGGCACCAGCUGCUACAGAAGAGGGUUCUUGA